Molecule: messenger RNA, 2213 nt
Organism: Hypoxylon trugodes
Lineage: Eukaryota; Fungi; Ascomycota; Sordariomycetes; Xylariales; Hypoxylaceae
Product: kinase-like protein
Exons: 2
Coding region: 583-2091 (502 amino acids)
Biological process (GO): protein phosphorylation
Molecular function (GO): ATP binding; protein serine/threonine kinase activity
Source: RefSeq, a predicted model, not a curated record
GGGGAAAAUCUAGCACGGGGCGCGUUAAUCUGCACAGCUGAGAAUGGGAAUAAAUUGGAAGGGAAAAAAAACCUUGUUCAGGGCUAUUGUUAGCUAUUGUUAGUGGGCAUAAUUCUAUUUUCUGCCCUGGUCAGCCUAUUAGAAACUAGUGGCCUCUUCUUAUAACUCGGCCCUGCUUCGUCUUUCUUACCUUUUUCAACUUUUUUUUUUUUUUACUACCACCACCAUUCCGGUGAACUCGACAAACCCAACAACGAUAUUUCAAAAGACGCCUCGUAACAAAAUACGCGAUUGCCAAUGCAUCAGCAAAACGAUCAAGACAGCUUUUCUUCAUCUCUAGUCUGCAACCAGAUGCUUGCUCCAACCCUUCAACCGGUACACCCUGAUUACCUCUGCGAAGCACGCGCCGACGCUGAGCGACGACGCGGCACCCGUCUACCUUGAAUCGGGGCGGGUUGAGAGCGAAAAGAAAAAGAUUUCGCAUCGACGGAAGACUAGAAUAUUAUCACAACUAUUACAAAAUUUAAUAACUAUUAAUCAACAAUAAAACGAAAUAAUACGAAUAACUCGAGAAGCGAAGCCAUGUUACCACCGGCCGCUCCAGCACUUACUACCGUUCGCGGUUUCUCCGCUACCCCAAUCGUGUCCGGCGACGAGGACUCCGACCACUGCAGGACACCCCCAUUGUCCGCGCGACGAGGCCGCGCCGCUCGGAUCGACGAUGUGGUCAGUGCGAAUUGUAGUCCCGUUCUGCGCGCCAACAAUUCGCCUGCUAUUAGCGGCAUCGCCAAGCUUCGUAUGCAGCUCGAACCCCUCAGUCUCGGCGGCUCGCGCUCCAGUACCAUGAGCCGAACCCGAAGCACCAGCCGACAGCGCUACAUGAGCGGAGGUACCAGUCAGACCGGUCGCAGCGACGAUGAGAUUUCUGAGGUUGGAUCGACGAGUUAUGAGGUUCAAUUGGAACAUGACUUCGUCAGUGAAAGCGUUAGGGAGAAGAGAUAUGGGGCGAUUGAAGGGGGAUUAGCGCCUCGGAAGACGCAGGCCGACGACUUCGAGCCCCUUCGCUGUCUCGGUAAAGGUACAUACGGCACGGUCCUACUUGUCAAGCAACGAGCCACAGGUCGGCUCUACGCGCAGAAGCAGUUUAAGAAAGCUUCCGUUGUAGUGCACAAGAAACUCGUUGAGCAGACAAAGACGGAGCGGCAGAUCCUUGAAUCCGUCAACAGACAUCCCUUUGUCGUGAAGCUGUUCUAUGCUUUUCAGGAUCAAGAGAAGUUGUACCUCAUCCUUGAGUACGGACAGGGUGGAGAGCUGUUCACUCAUCUUAAUACCGAGAAGAUGUUUCCUGAGCCAGUCGCUGCCUUCUACAUGGCGGAGAUGGUUCUAGCUCUAUCUCACCUCCACGACACGCUUGGCGUAGUUUACAGAGAUCUGAAGCCCGAGAACUGCCUCUUGGAUGCGCAAGGUCACCUUCUACUGACCGACUUUGGUCUAUCCAAGGUUGCAGUAGAAGAGGAUGACAGCUGCAAGUCCAUCCUUGGGACUAUUGAAUACAUGGCUCCUGAAAUCGUCCAGGGUCAGAAGUAUGGUAAGGCGGUUGAUUGGUGGUCGUUCGGUGCACUGGGUUACGACCUUAUGACGGGUAAUCCACCAUUCCGCGGCGGCAACCAUGCCAAGAUCCAGCAGAACAUCGUCAAGCAAAAGCUUGUGUUGCCGUACUUCCUAGGUCCCGAUGCCAAGGACCUGCUUACGCGGCUUUUGAAGAAGGACCCCGCCAAACGUCUAGGUUCCAACAUGCCUAGAGAUCUGCAGAUCAUCAAGAAGCACAGAUUCUUCAAGAAGAUCGACUGGAAGAAACUUGCGAACAGGGAGGUCGAACCCCCGAUUCAGCCCAUGAUUACGGACCCUGAGCUUGCCGAGAACUUCGCCCCAGAGUUUACCGAGUUGUCGCUGAGCCCCCUGGUGGAGAGGGACCCAUGGAGUGAGAUGUCACCGAGAGAGAGCUUUAAGGAAGAUCCCUUUGGUGGUUUCAGCUUCGUGGCUUCUAGCAGUUUGCUAGAGAACAGCGCAUUCACGUAUGUUGAAGUUUGAAGUCAGGUGAUGGCGCGAGGGGUCAGAUACGCAUGAAAGCGAUAGCGCACAGCGGUAUUGAUGCAGUCUUGGUGUGCAUUGCAGUUGGCGAAUCAGAGCAUUGUGAGGAGUUAUAUCGAUAC